This is a messenger RNA of Gossypium raimondii (Peruvian cotton), 2813 nucleotides long. Its product is annotated as probable disease resistance protein At4g27220. The coding region runs from base 12 to 2294 and encodes 760 amino acids. NCBI's taxonomy places the organism in Eukaryota, Viridiplantae, Streptophyta, Magnoliopsida, Malvales, Malvaceae. Gene Ontology annotation, molecular function: protein binding; ADP binding. The transcript has a single exon. The record is from RefSeq and is a predicted model, not a curated record.
GUGCUUGAUGAAUGAUGAGGUUCGAAAAAUUGGAGUUUGGGGGAUGGGGAGUAGGGAAAACAAGCAUUAUGAAGCAUAUAAACAAUCAGCUCUUGAAAGAGACCCACAAGUUCGAUGUUGUGAUUUGGAUCACUGUAUCAAAGGAGAUGAGUCUUGCUAAACUGCAGAAAGACCUUGCAAGUAAACUUGAUGUAAAAUUUUCUGGCAAUGAAUGUGAAACAACAAGGGCAGGGAUGUUGUUUGAAACAUUGUCUUUCAAGUUCAGUAGGUUUGUGAUCAUCUUGGACGAUGUAUGGGAGAAGGUUUCCUUUGAGCAGGUAGGAAUCCCUGAGUCAUCUAAUGGGAGUAAAUUAGUGUUAACAACGCGAUCACUUGAUGUGUGUCGACAUGUGGGUUGUAAUAGAGUAAUUCAAAUAAAGCCUCUUGCAGAAGAAGAGGCAUGGAACUUGUUCUUGGAGAUUGUAGGUGGGAAUAUUCUAAAUAUUCCAGGAUUGGAACCAGUUGCAAAAUCAAUAACUAAGCAUUGUGCGGGUUUGCCCUUGGGAGUAAUAGUUGUAGCUGCUUGUAUGAAGGGACUUGAUGACCUUUUUGAAUGGAGGAAUGCGCUAAAGGAACUAAGUUUAGCAAGACAAAGUGUUAAUGGAUUGGAAGAUGAGGUGAUCCAACAAUUGCGAUUUAGUUAUGAUCGUUUAAAGGAUCAAAAACUUCAACACUGUUUCCUCAACUGUGCCUUAUAUCCUGCAGAUUUUGCAAUCAGAGAGAUAGAUCUUGUUCAUCUUUGGAUUGCAGAAGGGCUUGUCGAAGAAAUGAACAGUAGGCAAGCAGAGUAUGACAAGGGUUGUGCAAUAAUGAAUAGACUCAUAAACAACUGUUUGUUAGAAGUUCCUACGGAAACGGAAACAGAAAAUGGAAGAUGUGUAAAGAUGCAUGAUCUUGUAAGGGACAUGGCAUUACAUAUCACAUGUGGAACACCUCGAUUCUUGGUAAAAGCUGGCAUGAGAUUAACGGAGCCACCAGAUUUGCAAGAAUGGAGAAAAGACCUAGAAAAAGUUUCAUUGAUGGAGAAUUGGGGGUUACAGCUUCCCUAUCCUUUGGAAAUAUCGCCACCAAAGUGUCCGAUGCUCACAACACUAUUGUUUUCCGGUUGUAACAUACAAAGCAUUCCAGAAGGCUUCUUCAAGCAUAUGCACGGACUCAAGAUUCUUGAUCUUUCUGCAAAUCCUAUCAAGAAUCUCCCAGAUUCCAUUGCUAAUUUGAAGAACCUCACGGCGCUAUUGCUUCGUCAUUGUCGAAGUUUAGAGAAGGUGCCAUCAUUGUCAAAACUUAAAGUCUUGAAGGAGUUGAAUCUUGAAGCAACAAGUAUCAAGGAAAUCCCUUGUGGGAUGGAAAACUUGUUGAAACUCAAAUACCUGAAUUUGAAUGGUAUAGGAGACCUACAUGAGAUUCCUGAUCGAGCAUUAUCAAAACUUUCUUGCCUUCAAGACUUGAUUGUUGGUGAAACAUUGAUAAGUGGAGAAGAUGUUGGUGGAUUGAAGAAACUGGAAAUUCUUAAAGGGAGGUUUUACGAGUUGCACAACUUAAAUGCGUAUGUCCAAGCUUUACAUGGUCGAGAAGAACCUCUUGAAUACAUCAUCCGCGUGGGUGAGAGAGGAUGGGUGGAGCAAAUUAAUACAAGAAAGUACAUUGAGUUAUGUGGUUGUAAUAUCUAUACCAAUCAGAUUAUACUUCCGCAUGUUGAGGAGUUAUACAUUAAGGAGUGCAAUCUCAAUUGUAGCGAAGGGUAUCCUCUUUUCUCCAGGUUUAUUCUAAUCUCACUUAGCACAUUCUCCUCUCUUAAAUUUCUUGAUAUAUAUAAUUGUAAAAGCAUGAAAAAAUUGUUCUCUCCAAAUUGCUUGCCACUAAAUUUACAAGAGCUUAGCGUAUCGGAGUGUAACAAGCUAGAGGAAAUAAUAGCAAUAGAACUUGGAUGGAAUCAAAGUGGAAAGGCUACCAUGGAGUUUCAUCUACCACAAUUAAGGUUAUUUUCACUAGGGAAUCUACCAAAAUUGAAGAGCAUUUGCAGUGCUAAUGGAGUAAUCGUUUGUGAUUCACUUGAAAUAAUUGAGGUAAGAAAUUGUCCGAAAUUAAAAAGGAUGCCUCUUAAUCUUUCCCAACUUGAUAAUAUUAGACUUCAACCAUCUGGCCCUCUCUCUCCUCUUAUUUGGAUAAAGCCAGAAGAGUGGUGGGAAUCGGUGGAAUGGGAUCAGCCGAAUGUCAAAUGUAUUUUAGAGCCCUUGUUGAGGUCUUGCUGGUAGUGUUGAAUUUACAUUAACUCCAAUGAUUUUUUUUUUCAACAACUUCUAAUUGCUAUUUGUAUUCUAAAUUUUGUACAAGUGGAAUAGAAAUUCCUCACUCUGGAAUUGUGGAAAAACCAACUGAAACUUUUACCUGUUCAAAGUCGAAACAUGGUUAUAAUAUCUUUCAUGAAAACUAUUACGUGAAUUCAUGUUUCAAGUGGUGGAGCUUUAUAUAAAUUUAUGUUAUGGCAAAAAUAAGAAGAUAGGAGUGAGCCGUCCAAGAAUAUUCAAGAAAAUAACUCGAAAAACACCAUUGGAGCGACUUUAAAGCAUAUUUCCAUCAAGAUUGAAGAUUCCCAAUUGAUUUCUUAGGAAGUUAUGAUGGGUUUCUUUAGUUCUUUUGUUAUACUGUAUCUUGGAUGUUUUUACUUUUAAUUAUGAUCUAAUUUCUAAAUACUUAGGGGAGAUGAACCCUAUGAAGGAUUCUGUCGUUUGAUUUUUAUUUUAUGCAAUAAAUACUUAGUUUCUUGUUCUCAA